Molecule: messenger RNA, 2252 nt
Organism: Cyclopterus lumpus (lumpfish)
Lineage: Eukaryota; Metazoa; Chordata; Actinopteri; Perciformes; Cyclopteridae
Product: phospholipid scramblase 2-like
Exons: 8
Biological process (GO): plasma membrane phospholipid scrambling
Cellular component (GO): plasma membrane
Molecular function (GO): phospholipid scramblase activity
Source: RefSeq, a predicted model, not a curated record
UGUUACUAGACCGUCGUGUGUGUGAGUGAGUGAGUGGGCGUGCGUGCGCGUGUGUGUGUGUGUGCGCGUGUGUAAGGCAGAUAUAACGCUCCAGUCCGAGGAGAGGGCUGUGUAAGCAAGAAGAGAUCCUGGGAAGGGCGACCACCUCCUGAUACUCCGUCCCCACAAAAGGUUUCAUCCAGCUGCUCGCCAUGUCUGUUCCAGGUUACCCAGGCUCUCACAGCAACACACCCUACCCCAUGCCUCAGCCCGGCGGCUACUCCGGAGCCCCUUAUCCAGUUCCUCCGGGCACGUACGGAGACCCCAGUCAAGUCCCUCCAGUGGGCUUCAACAUGGGGUACAACCAAGGCCCAGCUCCUGUCAUGUAUCAGCCUGGUGCCGUCGGCCCGGGCCCAGUUCCAGGACUGGAGUAUGGCGCCCCUCAUGGAGGGAUCUCGCAGGCUCCGGUUGGGGAACCGGCUGCAGUUCCUGUUGGGGUCCCACCGGGGCUCGAGUACCUCACCCAGAUUGACCAGGUCCUGAUCCAUCAAAAAGUGGAACUCCUCGAGGCAUUCAUCGGGUUUGAGACCAACAACCAGUACGAGAUAAAGAACAGCCUGGGCCAGAAGAUCUACAAGGCCAAGGAGAAGAACGACUGCUGCACCCGGAACUGCUGCGGCUCGCUGCGCAGCUUCGACAUGAAGAUCAAGGACACCACGGACCGGGAGGUCAUCCGCCUCAUACGGCCUCUACGCUGCGUCUCCUGCUGGUGUCCCUGCUGCCUGCAAGAGAUGGAGGUCCAGUCGCCGCCGGGCACCACCAUAGGCUACGUCAAACCAGGACUGCACCCUUUCCUGCCGAAUUUUUCCAUCCAGGGAGCCAACAGGAGACCAUAAUGAAACUGGAGGGGCCAGUGCUUUGCCUGCAACUGCUGCGGAGACGUCAACUUUGAGCUGAAGGGCAAAGACAGUGACACGCCCAUCGGACGCAUCAGCAAGCAGUGGAGCGGCCUUUUGAAGGAAGUCUUCACAGACACGGACAACUUUGGCAUCCAGUUCCCGCUGGACUUGGACGUGAAGAUGAAAGCUGUGCUCAUGGGAGCCUGCUUCCUCAUAGAUUUCAUGUUCUUCGAGAAGGUCGGGGAGGCCAACCAGCGCAGCACGGUGUUCUCAUAACGGAGAACCAAGAGGAGGCGAAAACAACCGCAUGAGAUCAAGUGCCAGUUAUGCAUUCAAUGUUCAUGUAUCUUUUUUUUUUUUUUCAACCCUUAACCAGAUUACAGCCAAAAGGGUGAUGAUCCUUUACCCAGGAUCAUUACAAACACAAACCAAAUUGACCUCAUGACCUCUUGAUUCCAGAUGCCUGCCAUGGGUGGUUUUUAAACCACGUUGCCAAUGCUGCCUUACUCCAUACAGUCUGUAGUUUCAGAGAAUGUCAACUAUCGUCCCUCAAUUGUCUUUUUUAGGACCCACACAUAGUGAAAUAAGAGUGAAUAAAAACAAGACUGUUUUACACGAGCAAUAAUAUUUCAGAUUUAUGAUGUAAGUUUGUCUAAUAAUAUCGCAUUCUUCUUUUAUGAAGAAACCACAACAUGCCUUGUGUAACUAACACCGUUGUGAACGUAGAGGCUGUAUGUAUUGCCGGUGGUAGACAGAUACUUACUUAUACUGUGUCUAGUGCUAAUUAAUAUUAAUACAAGCUAAACUAAGAUCGCUUGCAUGGUAAAACAUUCUACCUGCUGAACAUCUACAUGUCAGCAUUUAGCUCAACGCAUUACAAACUGCCUCACCGAGCUGCUAGCGUGGCUGUAGGCUUUGACUCUUAUAAAUGAACAAAAGCUUUAUAUACAACCAUUAUAUAAAUCAGCCGCAGUAAACCGACUGUCAUUAUUUAGCGCUCAUAGGGAAGUGAUGGUUUUGUUGGUGUUUCCCAAAGUGAUCUUUCUCUACCGCUCUAUUCCUCGAGACAUGUAUAUGAUGCAGGCUACAGUACACAUGCUCUCAUGCUCACCCUGUGGUCUAGUGGUUACCAUGGAGACUGAGAUCACUGCCAAACCUGGCCCGCCAGAUGCCUUUAACACGCGCCAGUGUAAUGCUAUGGGAGAGAGAUUGUGUAAAAGAGGACUGAAAAGAAAAGGAAAAAGCAGAAGUUGAUGUUAGUCAACAUCAGUUCGUUGCGGGUAAAAGGAAACGCGUUGAAUUUCUGACCCAGGAAAAGACCUGAAUGUGAACUUGUGAAAUGUGAUCUGUGUUUAGUUGGUGUGCUUUCGAAUG